Messenger RNA from Sphaeroforma arctica JP610, 932 nucleotides. RefSeq lists its product as hypothetical. The coding region runs from base 132 to 932 and encodes 266 amino acids. The record is from RefSeq and is a predicted model, not a curated record. The transcript is spliced from 2 exons. NCBI's taxonomy places the organism in Eukaryota, Ichthyosporea, Ichthyophonida.
GCUACAACCAACACAAGACAAAUAAAUGCAUUCUAACGUUUAUCCCAACUCGUGUCGUACUGUAUAGGCUCUACAAUUUGUCUUAUGGUUGUUGAGCUUUAACUAACUGGGCUCUCCUUCAAUUUACCACUAUGGGUAGAAAAACCAAAACAUCUAACAACAACAGACCUAAGGGCAAUGUUCCUCGUGUUCUUCAUUUUGAUCCUGAUCGCCCAAUUGUUCCAUGGGUCCGUAAUUUUCACGCUUACGUCGAAGAGAUACCUUUCCGCAAGCUGGAUAACCGCUGUACAACUUCCGAACGCAGCGCUAAAAUCAAUACCUUCAUGAAUGUGAAGAAACCAGAAACUACUGCCUCUUCCGACCCUCCUCCGCAGCCUGAUGCUGUUACUACUACUGUACCCGACCCAACUUCUGCUAACGAUGUUCCUGAGGAUGAUGACAAUAACUCUACUGAUUUAUCAGAUUCAUCUUAUUCUUCUCCUCGUCCCCCGAAACCGGUAGGACCAUUCCGUUGGUCUCGCUCUCGCAACCGUUGGGUUUAUCGUUACAAACAUGAUGCCUUUAAUUCUUCCGGUGAACUUAAUGACUGGUAUGAUGGCUUCGUCUGGGAUAUCUACAAAGAAACAUGGAUCCUCGAGCACCCUGAGUUGUUCCACCAAGACCCCCGUACAAAGACUUGGCGUCAUGCUUUGCCAGUUCUUCCUCCCAUACAUGCAUCCAUCAGCGAUGACAUGCUGUUGUCCAACCUCAAAGUAGGUGCUGACCGUGAUUGCCGAUCGGUUCACUCACUCCUCCUUCCUGUUGCCAAUGACCCCUUCAACAUGGAUUGCCUCUAUAAAUUGCUCUGCUAUGAUGCAGACAUCAUCAUCCAAUUUCUGGAUACAAUGCAUCAGAGGUUCAGCGAUUUCUUCAACAUUUGUCUAGACAACUAG